UUUUUGUUUUGCAGACUGCACUGACAUCAUUCCGCUUUCCUAGAGAAAUUUGACGAUAAAAAUGGAAGCCCUCGACAUACUGGAAAAGAGAAUAGAUGCGUUGACGCGAGUACUCGGCCCACUGCCGGAACAACAUGUUGGCGAUGGCGAUUGCAAUCCGAAGACGGCAAACAUUGUGGAUUCGCUGUGCUCGGCCAACGCCUUGCUGAGUGAGGCGACAACGGGACGCAGCCAGCUGCAGCAGUGCGUGGGGCGGGCGGCGGAACUGGAGAAGUAUCUGGAUCCCAACUACCUGGAGGAGCAGCAACAGGUGCGCUCCAAGGAGGUAUAUCUGAAUGCUGUGGCACCCGAACUCUAUGCGCAGAGCGAGCAGCUGGAGCGGGUGAAGCAACUGGAGCCGGCACUGGGUGCGGAAUACUUUCGGAGUAUACCCAGCGAGUGCCUGGACAAACUCAAGCAGAUCACCGAGAACAAUGGGGAAUAUGCCCAGCAGAGCGAACUGAUCGAGGAGAGUCUGAUAUUGGCCAUGAAGCGCUAUGGCGAAAUCCAGGCGGGUUUGCUCAACUCUCUGGAUGCGAUGAGCGACCGACUCGAGCAGGUCGAGCAGCGCAUGGAGCAACAGAAGCGAUCCGAUCUCGUCAAGGAUGUGCCGCCCAAGGACUGAGUUCGGAUGCGGCUGCUGCUGCUGCUGCUGCUGCGAUUUAUGCUGAAAGUAUUUAAGCCUAGACAUUUGUUCCACUGUUCUCCAUUAAGAUUUUUUAUUAUUUAAUACGCUAGCACAAUACACACGAAUCUAUCAA
Drosophila grimshawi is the source of this 800-nucleotide messenger RNA. RefSeq lists its product as uncharacterized. Gene Ontology annotation, biological process: cytoskeleton-dependent cytokinesis. The coding region runs from base 62 to 664 and encodes 200 amino acids. NCBI's taxonomy places the organism in Eukaryota, Metazoa, Arthropoda, Insecta, Diptera, Drosophilidae. The record is from RefSeq and is a predicted model, not a curated record. The transcript has a single exon. Gene Ontology annotation, cellular component: dynactin complex.